CUUCCUUCAAGAUGGAUGUUGCGGCACGGAAAUUAUCUCAUGCCUCGACGGUGAGAUGAAAAGUCGGUAAUACAACUGCAGGCUUACUACUUGACAUGUGGAUAAAGAAAAUUGCCAAUGUGUAAGUGGAGCUCAUUCUCUGACGAGAGAAACUCUUUUCUUAUGAUGAAUCGUUUGCGUGAAUACGAGUUUCGGCCCUUUAACAUGUGUUUCUUUCCAGAUGGGAGAGGUAUAAAGGGAGAGGAAUGUGUCCAUAGUUUCAUGUUGACCAUCCGACAUCUCACUUGCGAUAUCGAUUCCUCCUAACAAACAAUAUGCCAGCUCGUUCAAGUAUAUACAUUGAAUUGUAUACUCCAGCGGCCGAGAAGCCGGAAGCUCUCAGAAUGUCACUACAUACUGGAGGACAUCGACAUGGAGAUGAUACGGAGCCUGUCUAUGAAUCGACUGUGAAGUCAAACAAUGUUCCUCAUGAUAAAGGGGGAAUUGAUACUUCAGCGAAUAAAGUGGGGACGAUACAUUCUUCCAGUCUAGACCAAGAAAAAUCAGUGGAAAUCAGGGGUAGUGCUUGAGACUCGAGCUCGGCCUUGUCGUUCGAUCGUGCCCUAUGCGUGGUGAAGAUGGUGCAGUGGAGCUGGAACCAUACAGUAAUAUGGAUCGAAGGGCGGCUAAAGCUGACUUCAUUAGCUCGAGCUCAAUUAGAGACUCAAGGGACAAUCGAUAUGGAAUGCCGACAGACGAAAGUGAUGGUUUUUGUUUGGUGCAUGAGUGAGCAAAGGAAUUCUCAAUCAUCAGCGCGUGUGAAAAGAGGCAAUAACUCUUCACGUAAGUUGCCAACAAACCACGUACUGAAUCAUGCUUAUUUUCUGUAGGGCUAAUGAUAAGGCCAUGGCCAUGGAUAGAAAAUUUCCAUGAUUCUUGUCGGCUUGGGGUUGAUGGUUAGGGCAUGAAAUGCGGGAAUGGCUGGUUGGUCUUGUUUCCGUUGUCCGGUUAUGAAGCACAGGGUUAUUUCAAGGAUAUUAGGAUCCUUUCAUUUGCAGUACACCGUAUGAAAUAUUUGCUCAUUGCUUAUUGUUCCCUUCGAAGAAACAACCAGUUUGCUUGAUUCGUGAAAUAUCGAGUCGCGAUCCGUUGAUGUGUUGUGAAGUGAAAUUUAUUGUUCGGAUUCGAAUGGAGAAUGCAG
This is a messenger RNA of Sclerotinia trifoliorum, 1180 nucleotides long. NCBI's taxonomy places the organism in Eukaryota, Fungi, Ascomycota, Leotiomycetes, Helotiales, Sclerotiniaceae. The record is from the annotation of a GenBank genome assembly.